Messenger RNA from Seminavis robusta, 690 nucleotides. NCBI's taxonomy places the organism in Eukaryota, Bacillariophyta, Bacillariophyceae, Naviculales, Naviculaceae. The record is from the annotation of a GenBank genome assembly.
AUGAAUCUGCGAAGCGGAUUCAUAGCGGUUGUCGGGGCCCCCGUUGAGGGACUCUCGGUUGAGGGAGUACCGGUGCUAGGACUCUCAGUUGAGGGACCAGCGGUGCUGGGUGCUUCAGUUGUGGGACCUGUGGUGCUCGGACUCUGGGUUGUGGGAGCAAGAGUCGUGGGGGACAGGGUGGUGGGGGUGGAGCUGGGCUCGCCAACUGGCACCGUGGGAGACAAGGUGCUGGGGCUGGCUGUGGUCGGACUUAGGCUGGUGGGGCUCACAGUACUUGGCGACAAGGUAGUUGGGACCACGGUGCUUGGGCCCGUGGUGGUAGGGACUCCCGUGCUGGGCGAAAGGGUGGUUGGAAUUCCGGUGCUGGGGCUCAAUGUACUUGGGCCGACAGUAGUCGGGCUUGAUGUACUGGGCGACAAGGUACUGGGCGUUCCUGUGCUGGGGCUCACAGUGGAUGGUUCGGAGGUGCUGGGGCUCACAGUGGUUGGGGAGAGUGUGGUGGGAAUUCCCGUGCUGGGAGCAGCAGUUGUUGGACCUGCCGUGCUGGGGCCAACAGUCGUGGGGCCUCCCGUGCUCGGGCUUACAGUGUGGGGAUCCCUGUGCUCGGCUCGCUGUAGUGGGACAACGGUUGUCGGGGUCCCCGUUGAGGGACUCUCGGUUGAGGGGUACCGGUGCUGGACUCUCAGUUGA